CGGGGGCAGGGGGCGCUGUGGGCGGGUGCGGGGCGUGACGCCAUCGGCCGGCGCCGGCUGAAGCCGCUGCCAGGAGCCGGGCAAGCAGGGAGGCGAGCCGGGCAUGUUCGAGGAGGGCGCGUGGAGCGAUGCCGAAGGGCUCCCCGGGCCGGCCCCCGCCCGGCCCCCGCCGCGCCUCUCGGCCGCCAGCCCCCGCCGGCUCCGGGCCACCCUGCGGCGCCUGCAGGCCCUCGGGGACGCCGCCGCCCCGGAGCUGGAGCCGGACCCCGCUGCAGAGAGCCCCGACGGGCGGCGCCGGCCCCGGCCCCGGCCCAACCCGCCCGCGGCUCCGAAGAGGAGGAAGGCGGGCGCCGGGCAGGAGGGCUGCGGGCGGGAGCUCUCGGAGGCCGGCGCGGCGGCCUCCCCCGUCCCCCCCGGCGAAGGCGCAGCGGCCGGCGAGCAGCCCCUGAGCAGAAGGCAGUGGCGGAACCGGCAGAAGAACCGGCGGCGGCAGAAGAACAAGUUCAAGAGCGGGGCCGCCCCGCAGCCGCCCCGCAGCCCGUCUCCGCCCCAGCCGCCCACUGGCCGGGCAGCCUCCCUGCGGCUGCGGCUGGAGGAGCGGCUGGAGGCGGCCCGCUUCCGCUACCUCAACCAGCAGCUGUACAGCCGCCCCAGCCGGGAGGCCGCCCGCCUCUUCCAGGAGGACCCCGCGGCCUUCGCCGUCUAUCACCGGGGCUUCGCCCGGCAGGUGGCGCGCUGGCCCGAGAAGCCCGUGCAGCGCUUCGUGCGCUACCUCCGCCACCGGCCGGCUUCCCUGGUGGUGGCGGACUUCGGCUGUGGCGACUGCGCGCUGGCCCGCAGCAUUCGCAAUCCUGUGCACUGCUUCGACGUGGUGGCCCUGGACCCACGCGUCACCGUCUGCGACAUGGCCCAGGUGCCCCUGGACGCGGCAUCGGUGGACGUGGCCGUAUUCUGCUUGGCACUCAUGGGGACUAACCUGUGCGAGAUCUUGGAAGAGGCCAACCGGGUGCUGCGAGUUGGGGGCACCUUGCUGGUGGCGGAGGUGGCCAGCCGCUUCGUGGACCUGCGUGCCUUCCUAGGGGCACUGGCCCGGCUGGGCUUCCAGCUGGUCUCCAAGGACACGUCCGGCUCCUACUUCUACACGCUGGAGCUGCGCAAGGCGGGCCCUCCCCGGACAGGCGGCGCUGGGACCGGGAAGACGCCGGCCGGCUUGGCGCUGCUGCCCUGCCUCUACAAGCGGCGUUGAGGGGGCGGGGCCGGGGCG
Molecule: messenger RNA, 1264 nt
Organism: Eublepharis macularius
Lineage: Eukaryota; Metazoa; Chordata; Lepidosauria; Squamata; Eublepharidae
Gene: RRP8
Product: ribosomal RNA processing 8
Exons: 5
Coding region: 104-1246 (380 amino acids)
Biological process (GO): cellular response to glucose starvation; rDNA heterochromatin formation; regulation of transcription by glucose
Cellular component (GO): nucleolus; rDNA heterochromatin; chromatin silencing complex
Molecular function (GO): methyltransferase activity
Source: RefSeq, a predicted model, not a curated record